Molecule: messenger RNA, 2518 nt
Organism: Ananas comosus (pineapple)
Lineage: Eukaryota; Viridiplantae; Streptophyta; Magnoliopsida; Poales; Bromeliaceae
Product: protein CLT1, chloroplastic
Exons: 10
Coding region: 307-1482 (391 amino acids)
Source: RefSeq, a predicted model, not a curated record
CUUCUCUGGAAGUUCCCCUCUAGAACUAUUCUACUUUGGCGAACGCGAACGCUCCGGCGAUCUCUCAUCCCUAUAUCGAAUAAAACUUUUCGAUCGAUCACUCCGUAUAAAUACUCGGAAAAAGGGCGAGAAAUUAAUUACUUGUUCCUCUCCACUCCACGCGAUCGACCAUGGCCUCCUCCUCCUCCUCCUAUCCCCCGAUCGCCCCGCGAUCAUCGGAUCUCCACCCUCCAUUUCUCCUCUCCGAUCUCGCACGGGGCGCAUCGGGCCGGGGCGGCUGCGAACCGGGCGGGUCGGGCUCCGGCGAUGGAGCCGGUGCUGGUCCGGCUCGGCUUGGUGCGGCGGAGGACGAGGGGGAGGGGAUCCGCGGGGGCGGUGGUGUGUUGCGGAGCGGCGGGGGAGAGGAUCGGGGACGCGGAGGGGAGGGGGAGGGCGAGGGUGGCGAAGGUGGCGGCGGCGGCGGCGGCGACGGUGGUGUUGGGGACGGGGAAUCGCGUGCUCUACAAGCUCGCCCUCGUCCCCCUCAGGGACUACCCCUUCUUCCUCGCCCAACUCGCCACGUUCGGAUAUGUGGUUGUGUACUUCUCCAUCCUGUAUAUUCGCUAUCACGCUGGCAUUGUAACCCAUGAAAUGCUUUCUCUACCAAAGACGCCGUUUCUAGCUGUAGGACUGCUAGAAGCUCUAGGAGCCGCAUCUGGCAUGGCAGCUGGAGCUGUUCUUUCCGGGGCUUCAAUUCCAAUACUAUCGCAGACCUUUCUUGUUUGGCAGCUUAUCUUGUCGGUUAUUUUUCUGAGGAGACGAUACAAGUCCAACCAGCUACUAGGAUGCUUACUUGUUGCUAUUGGUGUCAUUAUAACUGUAGCAAGUGGAUCUGGUGCAAGCGUUUCGCUUAAAGGCUCUGGGAUAUUUUGGCCCCUUUUGAUGAUUACUUCAUUUUUGUUUCAAGCUGCCGACACAGUUUUGAAGGAGAUAAUAUUCUUGGAUGCUGCAAAGAAGCUGAAGGGAGGAACGGUUGAUCUUUUUGUUGUCAACUCGUUCGGAUCUGCUUACCAGGCAUUCUUUAUAUGUCUUCUUCUACCCUUUUUGUCUAAGUUGUGGGGAGUUCCAUUCCAUCUCCUGCCUACAUACAUAAGAGAUGGUGCAGCUUGUUUUCUCAAUAUAGGAUCAUUAUCGGCUGGAUGUGAAGGAGCACCGCUGCUGCCGCUUCUCUUUGUAAUAGUUAACAUGGCAUUCAACAUAUCUUUGCUACACCUUCUCAAAAUGUCUUCUGCAGUGGUAUCUUGCCUUGCUUCCACAUUUUCAGUUCCGUUGUCCAUCUACGCAUUCACACUGCCCUUACCAUACAUCGGAGUGGCGUCAUCGCUCCCAGCGGGCUUCGUUGCUGGUGCUGCAGUUCUCGUUGCCGGCUUAUUCCUCUAUUGCUUGACUCCGCUGCAGAGUCCGCCCGAACAAUCGCAACCACCGCAGCUGCUCCAAGGGUAGGGGUUAUAUUUCAUCCUGCUUCCGACGGGCGCCUCCCUUUUUGUUCCCUUCUCCCAUUUAUUUCCUCUUCACAUGUAAAUUUGUGUUUGAUCUUUGGCCGUGGGCAGAGCAAAAGUUCUCCCUAAGGCCUCUUCCCAGAAAAUAAUUCACUCAUCCUAUGAGGGGAAGAAUCAAAUACAACAUUGAUGGAAAUAGUAUUUGAUGUAGAAGAACCAACAAAUAAUCAGUAAGUGAUAAGAAGGAAUCUGUCUUUUAGUCGCUUUCCAUUUUUAUCAUCUUUCCUCUCCUUUCCUUUAAUGCUUCUGGAAGUAAAGGUGAAAGAGGAAAAGAGACAAAUGAGAGGUGUUUGCGGUCGCGAGAUACGUACCGAUGGAUGUUUUGUUUCAUUGCGGAAAGUUUGCGUUUCCGAAGGUGUUGUGAGAGGGGGCGAAAGCGAGAAAGGCGAGCAGCAGCACCAUCCCGACGGGCACUAAGAGGAGCAGCGACGGUGGCGGCGGCAGCGGAGGAAGCACCAAAGGGAGCAGUAGAAGAAUUGCCGCCAGCACCACCACCAGCAGCACUGCAUCCGAGCCGAAAUGACCUGCCAUCAAACCUUCCUCUCUUGCUCCUCCUAUCUGCGCUCUCUUCGCCUUCGAGGAGGGGGUGAAAAGAGGCUCAAACAGAUCGUCCUAUCGACCUUAAUCCCUCCAGUUUCGUUCUUGAUUUCUCUGUGUCAUCUCUCUUUAUCUCUGUUGCACAUGUGUAUCUUGCCUUGUAAGUACCAAGGAAAGGGGACAACUAAGAAUUGGACAUAAAAGAGAUGCAGGAAUCAUCAAAGAAAGAAAUGGACAUAAAGUGGUGCAGGAAUCAACGUAGGAGGAUCGACGGAAAUCUUAAGCUAUACGGUGGUAUGGAUUAAAUCGAAAGUAUUCUCCGCCUUCGGAAAUCUCAAGAUCGAACUUUUCAUUUUUCUGUCGUAACGGGAAAGAAUACUCGAAAUUUAAACUGCAACCGAUACAAAUGUCGAAUAAUUUAAUCAUCUGCACGUUACAGAUUA